GGGACACCAUCGCAUAUCUUUCAAAGUACUUUCGUCUCGCCGUUCUCAGUCUGAGUAAGACUCGUCUGCUGUUGCAGACGACGAAGAAGGCGCAGGUGCAUGCAUGUUGCAGUAGUGAAAGUAUCCGCGAGUGCAGCUACGAUCUGCCGUCUGUCAAUGCCCUCUCUUUCAUAGUCAGUCCGAUUCUAACGGCGCCGUUUAUCGCGCGAUUCAAGUCCUCAGUCGAAUUCGCCAUCGUGCCCGGUGAUCCUCGAUUGCUAUAAGAUCCUUGUGUUCAACUUUACCUAAAGAUACGAUUGAAGUAGCAACGAUUGCAAUAGUCCCGAUAAUCGAAACUUUCGCGAAACUUUCGUCUUCAUCGUCGACAUCGCGGUUGUACUGAAAAAUUAUGACCAAGAGGCUGCGGGCCAUCCUCCUCCUUGUCGGUUGUACGGCAACUCUCUCCUCUAACGUCAACCCCGAAUAUGUGAAGCAAUGUUCCAAAAGCGAUCCAAAGCUGGUAACUUGUUUGAUCGGUGCUCUGCAUCAUCUGCGACCUUAUUUGAGCGUCGGAAUUCCCGAAAUUGAGUUACCUGCGGUAGAACCGUUCCGUAUGGACGAACUGACUCUCUCUCUGACAGGUGGUUCGAACGGUUAUAAGAUUCAGUUACGGGACCUUUAUAUAAAAGGAGCGAGUAACUUUUCGGUGGAGGAUAUCAAACUGGGCUCACCCUUCCAAGCAGUUAUACGAAUGCCGGCCCUUAUAUUAGACGCGCAUUAUUCCAGUUCCGGCGUAUUAAUAAUUUUACCCGCAAGUGGAAACGGUACGUUCCAUGCGCGUUUCGGAGAUGCUAGAGCACUAGUCAGAGGAACAGUCUCGACGAAGUCACGAGAAGGAAAGUCAUAUUUAAACGUUGACAACCUUGACGUCGUACUCGCUGUGAAAAACCUACAAAUGCGAGUCAGCAAGAUCUUCAACAACAAUCGAAUACUCACCGAGGCAAUCAAUCUCUUCCUUCGAGAAAAUGGGCAAGAAGUAUUGAAAUUGAUGGAGCCGCAGCUGAAGAAGAAGCUAUCGGCACUCUUUGCUGGCAUUGUUAACCAACUGCUGCGACACGUGCCACUGGACACGUUCCUUAUACCUUGAAACGUUUAUGUUAUAUCUUCAUUAGUUACCAUUAGAUUCUUAUUAUUGAAAUUAAUGAUAAAUUUUGAACAUGCACGGGACUUAAGUAACGCGUAAUAGCGUAAAAAAUGAUUUGUUAAACAUUCUUCUAAUUAAAACAAACAAAAAUAUGUAGACAAUAUGUGGACACGCAUUUAAGUUGCUUUUCAAUUUUUAAGUAGCAGAUUUAUUUUAUUUUAUUAAUGUGUUUUAAGAUUUCUUUUAAUAUUUAGAUAUUUUCUAAAGAAAGAAAAUAAAUAACACGCAAUUAAAAAAUUGUCAAUUUUAUAGACAAAGUUUAUAUCAACAAAAACGAAAUUUUAAACACAUAAUUAAAUGUAGGACGACAUACAAUUAAAUUCCAGGCUAAUAAAUAACUGUUGUUAAAUUUUCUUAAAGAAGUAUGUUGUAAACGUAAUUGUUGCUUAUAUCAUAUUAAAAUAGUAAUAUAUAAAUCGUUAUCAUGUUAAGUUUCAAAUACGGUAUUACAGAUUUAGCGCACAAAUGGAAUUAGUGGUUAUAAAAAUAGAAUAAGAUAAAUGUAUUUUUUAUCAUAUAUAAAUGUAUGAUAAAAAUCAAUUACAUUGGUUUUCUUUA
This is a messenger RNA of Solenopsis invicta (red fire ant), 1741 nucleotides long. RefSeq names its product circadian clock-controlled protein daywake. The transcript is spliced from 5 exons. Bases 389 to 1126 code for a protein of 245 amino acids. Lineage: Eukaryota; Metazoa; Arthropoda; Insecta; Hymenoptera; Formicidae. The record is from RefSeq and is a predicted model, not a curated record.